Molecule: messenger RNA, 603 nt
Organism: Gongylonema pulchrum
Lineage: Eukaryota; Metazoa; Nematoda; Chromadorea; Rhabditida; Gongylonematidae
Source: the annotation of a GenBank genome assembly
AUGACGUGGCAGGGAAUUGAGGACGAUGCAUGUUUGCAUGAUGUUCAGAAAGGCACAGUGCUGGAUAUGAAGAGUGCUCGAAUGCCUGAAUAUGCAACGACGCCACCAGAUUACCUGACCGAGUCGGAGCUGAUCUCACUGAUGGAAAAGCAUGGUAUUGGAACGGAUGCCUCAAUUCCUGUUCACAUCAAUAAUAUUUGUCAACGUAACUAUGUCACUGUUGAAUCAAGGAGGCGUUUGGUACCAACCAAAUUGGGUAUAGCACUUGUGCACGGUUACUGGAAAAUAGAUCCGGAACUGGUAUUGCCUACAAUGCGUGGCGAAGUCGAAAGUCAGCUAAAUCUUAUCGCAAAAGGAUAUGCUGACUUCUCCGCUGUAAGUACCAUGAAUUUUAAUACUAUUGGAUUCACUGGCUGGGCCUUCUUUCGACUAGCCCGGUGCUCCGAUUUGUCGAGUCGGGUCGUCGGCUCCUUGGCGAUAACUUGGGGUAACAGCAGGGUGCACGUCCCUCGUGAGUCGUCCACACUACCACAGCACUACACUGAAUCGAUACUCCACUGGACCGAUAGUAUUUUACAAUACAGACACGGCGGCCUUAUAUAG